Podospora pseudopauciseta is the source of this 267-nucleotide messenger RNA. RefSeq lists its product as uncharacterized. Bases 1 to 267 code for a protein of 88 amino acids. NCBI's taxonomy places the organism in Eukaryota, Fungi, Ascomycota, Sordariomycetes, Sordariales, Podosporaceae. The record is from RefSeq and is a predicted model, not a curated record. The transcript is spliced from 3 exons.
AUGUUUGAGCCAGUCGGACGGCAACCUACAUUGAACCCCGCCCCAGUGACCAGGAAACGCUAUAGGGGUAUAUCUAAUCACCGACGUCCAACUCCACCAACCGGCCUUUCAUACGACAAAGGCGCUGAAACAGAGCUAUAUAUGGGUCCCACAAGGGACGUUCCCGGCUCCGUUAGCCGGUCUCCGCCCGGGAGCAACCAAAUUGAGAUCGCCUACAUCAAUGCUUCUGACCUUGCUCACCCUUUGAACUCUGAGAUUUUGACCUGA